AUGAUGGGUGCUCAUUCCAUGGCUCAGUAUAAGGAGCUUUGCAAGCAUGUGAAGUUGAAGCACCCUUCAGCGAAACCUCGUGAAGUUGAUCCUGCUACUGCAGAUGAGUGGAAAAGGUUUGAAUGUGAGAGAGAGCGGCAGGAUGCCAUCAGCACUAUCAGGUCCAUGAACCCAGGAGCUGUGAUCAUGGGGGAUUAUGUCCUUGAGUUGAAUGGUGGUGGCAACAACCAUUUGCCCUCGGAUGGAGAUAACUUUGACUUGGAGGAAAGGCUCAACUUCUUCACAUCCUUAGAUCGUACUUUGAAUGAGCGAAUUGACUUGUAUGACUCGUCAGAUAGUUUGGAUGAGGGGUUUGACUUCUUGGCAUCCCUGUUUACCCAUGGCAGGAGAAUCUCUACUGGAGGUCCAUUUAGCAGGGCUUAUAGAAGACAUAGGGAGAGGCCUAGACGAUCAACGAAUUCUGUUGAUGCUUCUGACAUUCAGCAUGAGUCAGUUAGCACUCAAAGGGGACAGCGUGCUGUUCGGGCUAUAGGCAGAACUUCACGGCGGCACCAUCCUAUGGUGGCUCAUAUAAGGCCUACACGAGGCAGCUGA
Molecule: messenger RNA, 594 nt
Organism: Miscanthus lutarioriparius
Lineage: Eukaryota; Viridiplantae; Streptophyta; Magnoliopsida; Poales; Poaceae
Source: the annotation of a GenBank genome assembly